This is a messenger RNA of Punica granatum (pomegranate), 2580 nucleotides long. The record is from RefSeq and is a predicted model, not a curated record. NCBI's taxonomy places the organism in Eukaryota, Viridiplantae, Streptophyta, Magnoliopsida, Myrtales, Lythraceae.
AUUAGUGUGUGUGUGUGUGUGUGAGAGAGAGAGAGAGAGAGAGAGAGAGAGAGAGUGGGGGUGGGUGAAAUUUUCAGGGUCUGUUCUUGGACUGUCAAACCCUAGCCGAAGAAAUUUUGGUAAAAUCAAAUCACCACCAUCAUCAUCAUCAUUUGAUCCCACCCCCUUUAUAGAAAAUCUUUUGUUUAAGCUCCGUUUGUCCGGUCUUGGUUCCUUCUUGAUUCCCACUGCCACACCUAUAUAUCUCCCUGCAUGCCCUCUACUGUUUCCACUGCAACCCACCAAGCAGUUUCAUGGAUCUGAAGCUCUCUUAGCAUUGCAGCAGAGUUCAUUCAUACCCGUAAGCAGAUUCCGCCGCUGCAAUGGCUUCCGAGAAGACCUCCAAAGGUCAAGCAUGGUUUUGCACCACUGGGUUGCCGAGCGACAUUGUUGUGGAAGUAGACGACAUGACCUUCCACCUCCACAAGUUCCCUUUGAUGUCGAAAAGCAGAAAGCUCCACCAGCUGAUAGCAGAGCAAGAGGAGAACCCGACAGGCCGAAGCUCUCAGCGCCAGCACCGGCAAGAGCUCGAAGAAGGAGAAGCAGAACAAGAAGGAGAAGAAGACAAUGACGAAAUCGAGGAGGUCCACUGCCACAUCGCCCUCCACGACUUCCCCGGCGGCUCCGAGACCUUCGAGAUGGCUGCCAAGUUCUGCUACGGCGUCAAGGUCGACCUCUCCGCCGCGAACGCCGCGCCGCUCCGUUGCGCCGGCGAGUUCCUCGAGAUGACCGAGGAGUACUCCGAGGACAACCUUAUCGCGAAGACAGAGAAGUUCCUCGCCCAGUCCGUGCUCAAGAGCUUGAGGGACUCGGUGAGGGCUCUGAAGUCGUGCGAGCGGGUAAUCGAAUUGGCAGAAUCCCUGGAGAUUCCGCAGCGGUGCGUCGAGGCGAUUGUCUCGAAGGCCUCUGCGGCGGAUCCUAGCCUGUUCGGGUGGCCGGUCAACGACGGAGCUAGCCAAGGGCGGGAUUCGGUGAAUCGGUUGCUCUGGAAUGGAAUCGAAGGCGGAAACCGGAGGAAGGGCGUGAGCAGAGGGAGUAAUCUCGAUUCGUGGCUUGAAGAUUUGUCCCUACUGAGUCUGAGUUUGUUCAGGCGGCUGAUUUCUGCAAUGAAGGAUGGAGGUUUGAGCCCUGAGAUUGUCGAGAGCUGCUUGAUGCACUACGCUAAGAAGUACAUCCCGGGCACUUCGAGAUCGAGCCGGAAACCGGCGCCGGCCCUGUCUUCUUCUUCCUCAUCCUCUGUUCCGUCGGAGAGAGAGCAGAGAGAGCUUCUCGAGACGAUAACCUGUAACCUUCCUGAAGGAAAGUCCUCCCGGUGCUCGACAGGAGUAAGGUUUCUGUUCGGACUGCUCCGGACAGCGAACAUACUGAACGCGUCGGAGAACUGCCGGUCGGUGCUGGAGAGGAGGAUCGGAGCACAGCUCGAGCAGGCGACGCUCGACGACCUGCUGAUCCCGAGCUACUCGUACCUGAACGAGACUCUGUACGACGUCGACUGCGUGGAGAGGAUAUUAGGUCACUUUCUGGAGGAUCUGGAGGAGAGAGACGAAGGCGGCGUUGACGUCAGUCAGAGAUCUCCGACUUUGAUGCUCGUCGGGAAGCUUAUCGAUGGAUUUCUGUCGGAGAUCGCUUCCGACGCGAAUCUUAAACCGGACAGGUUCUACAGGCUGGCGAUGUCCCUGCCGGAGCAGGCCCGGCUCUUCGACGACGGCCUCUACCGUGCUGUCGACGUCUAUCUCAAGGCACAUCCGUGGAUAUCGGAGGCGGACAGGGAGAAGAUCUGCGGCGUGAUGGACUGCCAGAAGUUGACGCUGGAGGCCUGCACCCACGCUGCGCAGAACGAGCGGCUGCCGCUGCGGGCGGUGGUGCAGGUGCUGUUCUUCGAGCAGCUUCAGCUGAGGCACGCGAUCGCUGGGACACUGCUUGCAGCGGAGACGGCGGCGCCGGAGCCAGGGAGGCCGUCGGCGUCUCGUGCCGGGGAGGAUGAUGACGAGGUGGACGAGGUAGAGGAGGAGGAGGAAGAGAAGGACGCGGAGGUGCCGGCGACGUCAAUGGCGCUGGCGGCACCGGGUGCGGCGGCGCAGGGGAGCGUGAGCGCGACGUGGAGGGCGGCGAUGAGGGAGAACCAGGUGCUGCGGCUGGACAUGGACAGCAUGAGGACGCGCGUCCACCAGCUCGAGCGGGAGUGCUCGACGAUGAAGAAGGUGAUCGAGAAGAUCGACAAGGAGGGCGGCCCUGUCGGCGGCGGGGACCGGAGGAGUUCGUGGACUCGCAAGUUCGGGUGCAAGUUCAAGACUCAGGUCUGCGAUUCUCACGAACCGACGGUUGGGGAGGCCCGGAGAGGGAAGCACAACCGUGGACCGUCACGCACCUGAUCAGAACCCACCCUCUGAAUGGGGAGCUGAUCCCUGCCUGUGCAUGAUUUUUUUUUUAAUUUUCAUUUUCCCUAUUUUUUGGAUUUCGUCAUUUAUGGAUAUAAAUAUUCUACAGUUGCCACGUCAUUCCUCGGAGGUAAAAAUUCCAAAAACAAAAAGAUUCUUUCAA